Trematomus bernacchii (emerald rockcod) is the source of this 2636-nucleotide messenger RNA. RefSeq names its product sedoheptulokinase (gene shpk). Bases 217 to 1611 code for a protein of 464 amino acids. Lineage: Eukaryota; Metazoa; Chordata; Actinopteri; Perciformes; Nototheniidae. Gene Ontology annotation, biological process: cellular response to lipopolysaccharide; carbohydrate metabolic process. Gene Ontology annotation, molecular function: sedoheptulokinase activity. The transcript has 7 exons. Gene Ontology annotation, cellular component: cytosol. The record is from RefSeq and is a predicted model, not a curated record.
AGGAAUCAAUCAAUGGGUCCACCUGAACAAUCUGCAGUACUGUUUCUUUCGGAAAAGGCAUUAUAUGACUUCUUUUACAUUUGGAUGGAACAAUUCGGUUGGCCGUAAGUUAAGAUUUCCGACUUUCUACUUUGUCCCAAAUGCAGCAGAGUAGACUUUGCCUUGUUGUGAUGAUGAUGUAUAACUGUAUCAUCAACAGUAGUUUCAUUAACUGCAAUGUCUGCAUAUAUCCUGGGUUUGGACUUGGGCACCACGUCGGUAAAAGCCGUUUUAUUAGAAACUGUCUCCAGAACGGUGGUUGCUAGUCAGUCUUUGCCAACUUCGUCUGAUAUAAUUGACCAAAGCGGGAAAAAGGCGAAAGAGCAGGACACUGGCCGGAUCAUUGACACUGUGAACCGGUGCAUCGGCCUGCUGCCCCGAGACAAACUGCAGCAUGUCAGCAGCAUCGGGCUGUCCGGACAGAUGCACGGGGUUUUAUUCUGGAAAGCAAAACGCGGUUGUAAUUGGUCCAAGAGGGAUUUCUUCACAGCCAGAGACACCAGUCAGCUGAUCACCUGGCAGGAUGGGCGCUGUAGCAGCAACUUCCUGUCCUCACUUCCAAAUCCAGACUCACAUCUCAGCGUGGCCACAGGCUUUGGCUGUGCAACAAUCUUCUGGUACAUGAGAAACAGGCCAGAGUUCCUCGAGGACUUCACAGUUGCAGGUACCAUCCAGGACUACGUGGUGUCCAUGCUGUGUGGUCUGGACGGCUGUGUGAUGACGCCCCAGAAUGCAGCCAGCUGGGGCUACUUCAACACCUCUACCAACCAGUGGAAUACAGACAUUCUGAAGGGGGCCGGCUUCCCUUUGGGCCUGCUUCCUCAGUGUGUGCCAUCUGGUGGCUGGGCGGCACAGACGUGCUCUGACUGGCAUGGUAUCCCUGCUGGAACACCAGUAGGGGCCGCCCUUGGAGACUUCCAGUGCUCGGUAUACUCCUGCAUGAGUGCCAGAACAGACGCAGUUCUUAACAUAAGCACCUCAGCCCAGCUGACCUUCGCCUUGCCAGCUGACUUCAAACCUCCAGAUUCUCCUCAGCCUGCGUCCUCCAUCUCCUACGUUCCCUACUUCGAGGACUCGUACUUGGCGGUGGCAGCUUCACUAAAUGGAGGGAAUGUACUGGCUACAUUUGUGGAGAUGCUCACUUCCUGGAUGAAAGAGCUUGAGAUGAGUGAUUCCUGUUUAUAUGAGAAGCUGAUUAAUUGCGCCCUGAAUCAGGAAACGAGCGAGCUGUCGGUGAGUCCCACUCUCUUGGGGGAGAGGCACGACCCCCUCUGCCUGGGCCAGGUCACCAACAUCUCCCCUACCAAUCUGUCUCUGGGUCACGUGACCAGGUCGCUGUGCCGCGGAGUUCUACACAACAUCACGUCAAUGUUGCCUGCUGAGCGUCUGCAGCAGGCGGGGGUCUGCCGGAUUGUGGGCAGUGGGAGCGCCAUUGCCCGCAAUGAGGUGCUGAGGCAGGAGGUGGAGAAGGCGUUUCCUCAACCGGUGGUGUACGGACAAAACGCAGACUCUGCUGUCGGCGUAGCCAUGGUCCUCUGUGACCUCAUGAGAGACGCAUACAUAAUCAAGUGAACAUUAUAGGUUACUUAUUUAAUCGCUCGUUUGGUAAAAAUCAGGAAAACUGAAAUGGUACAACAUAUUUUGCUCUGAAUCUAAAAGCAAAAUCUGGGAAGAUUCCAAAGCCUUAAGAAUUUUCCAGCUUGUAUUGUUCUGUGAGGUUUUUAGACUUUUAGGAAUCAAAGAUCGAAGCUACCAAAUGAUACAUGCUGGCUCAUACCAACUGCUUCUUGAAUGCAGCUAAAAUCUCCUUUCAACAUUGAAUUUAAUUCCAUUACCUGUCAUUUCUGGGUCUAAUAAGCAGUGUUUCAGAUAACAUGAUGUCUGAUAAGGAUUUUAAAACAUAAGUCCGUUGCAAAGAUGCUCAUCAUUCAUUAGAAAAAAACUAAUGUUAAAGAGCAAAUGUAUUCAAAGACAGCUACCUAUGUAGAACUGUGUGCAAAGAAUUAAAAAAACACAUUGUGUUAUCACUUGGUUUUCACUCCUUGCUUUCUGCAUUAGCGCAGCUGCAGUAACAGUUGAAAGCAACGAGUUCAUUCUCUUUCCCUCCAUGUUGCUGAAAGGUGUUAUGAAGUGUGAGGUAGAUUGAAAUCACAGCACCGCUGGAAUGCUUUGAAAACAACAGAUGUAUGAUCUAUUAUAAGAUCUAUUUGUUUGAGUGUGAACUGCUUCUUUUAAAGGGCCAGUGUUUAUAUUUAGGGCAUCUUUAAGAAGAACCCUUGGCUUAGAAUUAGGCUCUCAUAUCAUUCUAUGGGGCCUACUAAAGUGAAUAAUACUGUAGGAUUUUUUUCCCCCCAGAAAGCUUAAUGGUCUUACGAUAAGGUUUUCUAAUCAUUCCUCUGAAGGCUGCUCAUUCACUGUCGCUCACUUUUAUCUAACAAGGUCUGGAUUUAGAUUUAUGAUUACGGUUCUUCCUUGGCUGUUUCUUCAUUUAAAGUCUUUAUCUUCAAUGUUUUACUUCUGCUACUCACUAAGUGGGUUAAUGUCCUUGCAUUUUGUCCCUUUUAUGUGGAUUUUAUAAACCGUUGUUAUUUUCGUCA